AUGUCGUAUCGGUUUAGGGAAUCUCAUCUUUACGGAUCUUACGGCCGCUUCAACACGGAUCACCCCGAGAUGAAGUUCACGAAGAGGAGAAACUGGGCGUCGCACAAGACCAGGCCUGUCGCCUGGGUUUCCUCCAACUGCAACGGUACUGUCUCAUGGGACCGUAAAGGAUUCGUGGAUGCGCUGUCCAGGUACGUUCCGGUGAGCAUGUACAGGAAAUCCGGCACAAAAGAUUGUCCGAUGGACGAACGAUGCAACCGGAGUAUCCGCAAGCACAAGUUCUACUUAGCCCUAGAGAACAGCCCCUGUCGCGAUUACAUCUCUGAGGAGCUCUGGCGGAAUGCUCUUCUCAACAACCUCGUGCCCGUCGUCUAUGGGGCUUCGAAGGAGGACUACAAACGCGUUCUACCGCCCGAUUCGUUCAUACACGUCGAGGACUUCGAUUCCAUCAUGGAACUAGCCCUGUACUUGCGGAAACUCAGCAAGGACGAGGGUCUGUACAACACGUACUUCGAGUGGAAGAAGUUCGGCUGGGUGCAGCUCACCACCGAAGAGUAUCUCCUGGAGCCCGAGCAAGUGUGUGAGAACAUCGUGUCGAGGCUCCUGAGCGAUGAGAAAGCCAUGAGGGAAGGGACAUACCACAAACCAAAGUUCCCGGAUUGGAAUGAGUGGUGGACGAACUCGUGCAAGAAGGGCGUGAAGUGGCCAAUCAAAUUGAAAUGA
Strongylocentrotus purpuratus (purple sea urchin) is the source of this 723-nucleotide messenger RNA. Its product is annotated as glycoprotein 3-alpha-L-fucosyltransferase A-like. Gene Ontology annotation, molecular function: alpha-(1->3)-fucosyltransferase activity. The record is from RefSeq and is a predicted model, not a curated record. The coding region runs from base 1 to 723 and encodes 240 amino acids. Gene Ontology annotation, cellular component: membrane. NCBI's taxonomy places the organism in Eukaryota, Metazoa, Echinodermata, Echinoidea, Camarodonta, Strongylocentrotidae. The transcript has a single exon.